UGUUGUGUAGUGUAAGGGGUGGUUGGACAGGUGUGUAUGCUUGGGAUGGAUGACGGUGGGCUUCACGCAACCACUGCAACUCUUUGUUCGCUCUGAUCAGACUGCCUCUUUGACUUUCAAAGUUUUGUUUCUGCUGAGCUUGCCAGACCCAAAGCACUGCUACAAAGACGACGACGGGCCAAAGCCAAAAGAACUUGUUCGAAAGUCGAGCGCUGCCUUCUCUCAGAUUGGCUCGUG
Messenger RNA from Ceraceosorus bombacis, 237 nucleotides. Lineage: Eukaryota; Fungi; Basidiomycota; Exobasidiomycetes; Ceraceosorales; Ceraceosoraceae. The record is from the annotation of a GenBank genome assembly.